Molecule: messenger RNA, 953 nt
Organism: Tripterygium wilfordii
Lineage: Eukaryota; Viridiplantae; Streptophyta; Magnoliopsida; Celastrales; Celastraceae
Product: trafficking protein particle complex subunit 4-like
Exons: 3
Coding region: 188-742 (184 amino acids)
Biological process (GO): endoplasmic reticulum to Golgi vesicle-mediated transport
Cellular component (GO): TRAPP complex
Source: RefSeq, a predicted model, not a curated record
GGCGCCAUAUCAAGAAACAGUAAUCCAAGCAUUCGUCGCCGGACAUCCGCGUGAGAAAGAAGUCCCCGAUCUGGGAGACCGGGGUCGUGGAUGGCGGUCGUUUUCUAGGUACGUCGACUGAGCUCAAUACGACUUUGUUUCUCUAUGCAAUUUACCAAGAAUGAAGCAACAAUGUUGGCGCUAAAUUAUGAACACUACUCGUUGGUUAGAUCUACGGUUACAGAGGUUACUCGAGACCAACUCAGAUCUUCUUUUUGAAUUUCAAUUGUUGUUUAUCAUUCGUUAUUCCUUAACAGGAAAUUUUAGUGGAAGUUUUGAGAUGGCAGCAAUUUAUAGUCUUUACAUCAUCAACAAAUCAGGCGGUUUGAUAUUCUACAAGGACUAUGGUUCAGCUGGACGUAUGGAUACAAACGAUAGUUUAAGAGUGGCGAGUUUAUGGCACUCAAUGCAUGCCAUCUCUCAGCAGCUGUCACCAACGGUGGGCUGUUCGGGCAUUGAACUGCUUGAGGCUGAUACAUUUGAUCUUCAUUGCUUCCAGCCGCUUACAGGGACAAAGUUCUUUGUAGUCUGUGAACCUGGAACACUACACAUGGAGAGUCUUUUGAAAGUUAUCUAUGAAUUGUAUUCGGAUUAUGUUCUGAAGAAUCCCUUUUAUGAGAUGGAGAUGCCCAUAAGAUGCGACCUAUUUGACAUCCACCUGACACAGGCAAUACAAAAGGAUCGCGUUGCCUUGUUGGGUUGAUAAAUUUCCUGGGACUCCGAAUCUCGUUGCUGAUUAGUCUUGUGGCCUGAUUAAUGUAACUUUCAUUUCUGCAUGUCAAUAGAAGAUGGUGAUACGUUACUCUUUGCAAGGUUUCCUUUUAAUCAUAUGUCGAUGCAUUAAAGUUUAUGGAUGAAUUAAAGAGCAUUGGUGGGAAAUUAUUCAGCAAAGCUUGAUUACCCUUUUAGGUGAA